This is a messenger RNA of Bufo gargarizans (Asiatic toad), 810 nucleotides long. It is a transcript of the gene ATP6V1G1, whose product is annotated as ATPase H+ transporting V1 subunit G1. Gene Ontology annotation, cellular component: vacuolar proton-transporting V-type ATPase complex. The coding region runs from base 77 to 433 and encodes 118 amino acids. NCBI's taxonomy places the organism in Eukaryota, Metazoa, Chordata, Amphibia, Anura, Bufonidae. The record is from RefSeq and is a predicted model, not a curated record. Gene Ontology annotation, biological process: proton transmembrane transport. The transcript is spliced from 3 exons. Gene Ontology annotation, molecular function: proton-transporting ATPase activity, rotational mechanism.
ACGUGGCCCGGUCAUCUGACAGGGAGAAGAAGCUCGCACUGUGCGCUGAACGGCGGACCGGGGAGCUCGAGGCGUCAUGGCGAGUCAGUCGGCGGGGAUCCAGCAGCUGCUGCAGGCGGAGAAGAGGGCGGCCGAGAGAGUGACGGAGGCCCGGAAACGAAAGAACAGACGUCUGAAACAAGCCAAAGAGGAGGCCCAGGCGGAGAUCGAGCAGUACCGGAUGCAGCGUGACCGAGAUUUCAAAGCUAAAGAGGCUGCAGCUUUGGGCUCUCAUGGUAGCUGCAGUGAAGGAAUGGAGAAGGACACCAUCGAGAAGAUCUCCAUCAUCCAGGAGAACUAUCAGCAAAACAGAGAGCUGGUUCUAGAGCAGUUAUUGUCCGUAGUGUGUGACAUAAAGCCAGAAAUACACAUCAACUAUCGUAUAAAUGGUUAAAGCCCCCUUCUGUACGCGCCCCCUCACUGCUGACUCCUGCUAUACCUAGUGGCCAGGCACACAAGCUGCUCUCCCUGGAUUUAGCUCCGACCCAUUGUUGUCUAUGCAAAGUGAUAAUGUAUUAGUUGGUGGAGCCACGCGUGGCUCUGAGUAGGACUAACGAUAAGAUUCUACCACGAGCCUUACAAAAAGGGGUUAACCAUUACACAAUAUGAGAUUUCCUGCUACGUUAAAGGGGAACCAAAAGAUGGGAAUUUCUCAGAGGGUUGAAGAGUCUUGUAGUGUGAGGAAGGAGUGUGUCUUAAUCUUACUGAUUGUCUUAGUUUGCAUUUCCCUGUUUACCUUUUUAGCAUUAAAAUAUGUUCAGUUUUCCUUCA